Molecule: messenger RNA, 1689 nt
Organism: Puccinia graminis f. sp. tritici CRL 75-36-700-3
Lineage: Eukaryota; Fungi; Basidiomycota; Pucciniomycetes; Pucciniales; Pucciniaceae
Exons: 5
Coding region: 1-1689 (562 amino acids)
Molecular function (GO): oxidoreductase activity
Source: RefSeq, a predicted model, not a curated record
AUGUAUGAAUUUAGUGAAAAUUCCGGGAUUUUCGUCACCCACAUUUAUAGGGGGUUUCCAGGGUCCUGCUGCAACUUCCUGCAACUUCCGCCCCCCUUCGCGAUUCUACAUACCGAUUCGAAAACAGCUGGACUCGUCAGGAUGAAAGUCGCUGUCGUUGGUGGUGGGAUCAGUGGGCUGACAGCUGUCUGGCUUUUGAAUGAAUAUUCUGAUCAUGAGGUCGAACUGUUCGAGGCAAACGAGUACGUCGGAGGACACACCAACACGGUCACCUUCAAGGGCACUCCAGUCGAUACCGGAUUUAUCGUCUUCAACAAGCUCACCUAUCCCAACUUUGUCCGGUUUUUGGAGAUCCUCAAUGUGGAUUAUAUCGCCUCCAACAUGUCCUUUUCGGUCAAACGAACCUUCGCUCCCGCCUACGAAUGGUCGGGUAAUGGGAUCAGUAGCCUCUUCAAUGGAAUCUCUAGUUGGACCGAUCGUAUUUCACAACUUCGUCUCAUUUGGGAUCUCGUAAGGUUUAAUUCUCUAGCAGUCGAUGUGCUAGCUGGGCCGGAGGGAGACCUCACCAUCCAAGAGUAUCUCUCUAAGCACGGAUACUCAGAUUGCUUUAAAAGGAACUACUUGUUGCCAAUCAUCUCUUCCAUCUGGUCAACCCCCGCCAACAAAAGUGCGAUGCAUUUUCCGACGAAAACUUUGAUCAGAUUUAUGGCAAAUCACCAUCUCCUUCAAGUAUUCAACCAGCCCCAAUGGCUGACCAUCAAAAACGGAUCAAAGACCUACGUGGAGAAGAUCCUGUCGAAGUUAGAUCCAAGAAAAUGCUUCAGAUCAACUCCCAUUGAGUCGGUUUCGAUUGACCGAUCCUCAAAAAAGGUGUACUUGAAGGCUUCGAAUUCUGAGACUCUUUAUGGGCCAUACGAUCAAGUGAUCUUUGCCUCGCACGCCGACCAAACCGUGAAGAUUUUGAAGAACAGUGAUUGUUCCGAUCUCUUUUCAAGCCAGAUCGAGAUCUUGUCUCGAUUCCAAUUCAAUCAAAAUGAAGCCGUAUUGCACAACGACCUCAGCAUGAUGCCCCGUAACAGGAGUAUUUGGACUUCUUGGAACUACCUCAUCACCGACCCCUCGCAAAAUCUCGAUCACCCUCCUCCACAUCCUACCAAACUUGCUACUCAAGAGAAAGCUAUCAAUGAAUCUGCUGUCGAAAAGACUGUGUGCUUGACAUAUUGGAUGAACUUGCUCCAGUCUAUCCCAGAGAAAACCUGUGGUCCAGUCCUCGUGACACUCAAUCCACCGGAAGAAAUCCAUCCCAAGUGGGUAUUUGGACGAUGGAAAUAUGACCAUCCUCUGUACACCAGUCAAAGUGUGAAAGCGCAGGAAGAGAUCGCGACGAUUCAGACCAAGAACGGCCUGAGUUUUGUAGGCGCAUGGACGAACUAUGGCUUCCACGAAGAUGGACUAACGUCGACGCUGCGCUUAUUGCUAGUCCAACAUCCCUCAAUGUUUGCUGUGCGCUCGCCGUUCGAGAGAGUCUCGGUUACCGAGGAGUCUAUCCGGCCCGUCGGACUGGGGACACGCUCUCUCCUCGGAUUGAUCCAGGCCUCGAUCCAGAUUUUCUGCCGUCUAGUCUGGCUCACUCGAACCAUCGUCUACCUCCUUUUCCCUCGAACGCCAGUCAAACCGAAGCUUGCUUGA